AUGGAGGCUGAGACGGUGUCCGGGGUCAAGUCCCAACACACGGGCAACAACUUCCACAUUUUCAGUGCAUCACAGGGUCUCUUGUGCCUCAACUCAGAACAGACCUGGAAUCAGUGUGAGGAUUACAAGGUCAAGUUCACCUGCAGCGGACUCUUCUGUUCAGAGUGCAGGACGCGCUGGUUUGACCACGACGACCCAACAGGAAACGGAGACUACGAGGUCCUCAGUGACCUUCUCAGAAUCUACCCCGGAGAAAUCUGCCGGCAGCCAAUCGCCAUCGAGGUCCAGACCGUCUCUGGAGAACCGGCCUCCAACACGUCUGACACCUUCUUAAAUUAUGACGCCACCUAUGGGUUUGCCUGCGUAACUGCAGAUCAGGGGAGCAGGGGUUGUGAAGAUUACAAGGUCAGAUUCACGUGUCCGGAAGAGUUCUGUGAAGUGUCCCAGCGCUGUCGAACCCGCUGGCUGAGCAGUGACGACCCGUCGGACGAGGGGGACGUCGAGUCUUUACCUCAGCUGAUGAAAAGCUUCCCCGGUCAAGUGUGUAAAAACCCAAUCAGCAUCGAGGCCCAAACCACGAGAGGAAUAUCCGCCCACUACACUGGAGACACCUUCCUCUCCUAUGACGUAACGUUUGGGUUUGUGUGCAUCAACGACAAACAGAGGAGUAAACAAUGUGAGGAUUAUCAGGUGGUCCUGACCUGUCCUCCAGACUUCUGUCAGGGUUGCAGGACUCGCUGGUUCGACGUGGACAGUCCCACAGGGACAGGAGACUAUGAGACUCUCCUCCAGCUGCAGAUGCUUUACCCGAGUGAGGUGUGCAACCAGCCGGUGGCCAUCGAAGCCAUGACGCUGUCUGAUGUCCCUGCUCACGAGACGGGGGAUGUCCUUCAAGGGUGAGUUACGGGACUGACGAGAGACAAUGAUGACAACAAGACUGCUUGAUGCACAACACGUCUACUCACACAUUCUACCAUUACUGACAAUACCUGCUCCCUUCAUCUCUG
Molecule: messenger RNA, 1007 nt
Organism: Limanda limanda (common dab)
Lineage: Eukaryota; Metazoa; Chordata; Actinopteri; Pleuronectiformes; Pleuronectidae
Gene: muc5.7
Exons: 7
Coding region: 1-900 (299 amino acids)
Source: RefSeq, a predicted model, not a curated record